UUCUCCGUAUUAUUUAUGCCCAAUGUACCAGUUCCAGCAGUUCCAUCCGUGUAAUCAUGAAUACAGUGAUCCACCGUAGGCCCCUGCUAGCUCUAGUAGCGGUGUUGACGUUCCUUCUCCGACCAGUAGCGACGGCGGCCACGAGUGGCCAUGCCGCGGAUCGCAUCGACCGUCUGCCGGGACAGCCGGCGGUGGACUUCGACAUGUACUCCGGGUACGUCAGGGUGGAGCAGAGCGCCGGACGGUCGCUGUUCUACCUGCUGCAGGAAGCGCCCGAGGAGGCCCAGCCGGCGCCGCUGGUGCUCUGGCUCAACGGCGGGCCCGGCUGCUCCUCCAUCGCCUACGGCGCCUCCGAGGAGCUCGGCGCCUUCCGCAUCAAGCCGCGUGGCGCGGGGCUGUUCUUGAACGACUACCGGUGGAACAAAGUGGCGAACAUCCUCUUCUUGGACUCGCCAGCCGGCGUCGGGUUCUCGUACACCAACACCACCUCCGACCUCUACACCUCAGGCGACAACAGAACAGCUCAUGACUCCUACCGUUUCUUGGGGGAAUGGUUCGAGAAGUUCCCGCAUUAUAAGUACCGUGAUUUCUACAUUGCUGGGGAGAGCUAUGCAGGGCAUUAUGUCCCGGAGUUAUCCCAGCUCAUCCACAGGAGAAACAAGGGCGUCAACAAACCCAUCAUCAACUUCAAAGGCUUCAUGGUCGGAAAUGGUCUAAUCGACGACUACCAUGACCACCGUGGCAAGUUCCAGUUCUGGUGGAACCACGGGCUGGUCUCCGAUGACACAUACCGCCUCCUCAACGACGCCUGCCUCCAUGAUUCAACCGUCCAUCCAUCGCCUGCGUGCGCUGCCGCGCUCAACAUCUACAAGGGCGAGCACGGCAACAUCGACUUGUACAGCAUCUACACACCCACCUGCAACGAGACGGCGGCGAGCCGACGGCGGCCAAAUGGACGCUACCCCUGGAUGACCGGAUCGUAUGACCCGUGCACGGAACGAUACUCCACGGCGUAUUACAACCGGCUGGAUGUGCAGAGGGCUCUCCACGCCAACGUGACCGGCGCCAUAAACUACACAUGGGCGACCUGCAGUAACACCAUCAAUAGAAACUGGCAUGAUGCUCCGAGCUCCAUGCUUCCUAUUUACAAAGAGCUUAUUGGAGCUGGUCUAAGGAUAUGGGUCUUCAG
This is a messenger RNA of Lolium rigidum, 1189 nucleotides long. Its product is annotated as serine carboxypeptidase 2-like. Gene Ontology annotation, biological process: proteolysis. The record is from RefSeq and is a predicted model, not a curated record. Gene Ontology annotation, cellular component: vacuole. Gene Ontology annotation, molecular function: serine-type carboxypeptidase activity. NCBI's taxonomy places the organism in Eukaryota, Viridiplantae, Streptophyta, Magnoliopsida, Poales, Poaceae.